GAAAGUCAUCAGGCAGCGCCGGUUGAAAAUUAGUUUCUAAAUGGUAUUUUAAUGGUUACGUAGAAGAAUGAGAGCAUAGCAACGCGGCAACAGUUAAGCAGCGAUCGAGUGAGGAGAGAAGUUGAGCUGGUGAGCGGAGAGAGAGAGCGCGCGCCCACAUUCGCGACCAAUUCAAAAACAAACUUCCGAUGAUCAGCUGUUAUUUUAGUGAUGUCAAUUCCGAGUCUAACAAUUUUACGAAAGUUCCCAAGGAAAUUCUCGGUGGAAAUCUUUACAAGGAAUUUCUCCAGACGAACGGUGAACACGGAUGGAUCCUUCAAGGUGGUAAAGUCGCGCCAGGUGCAGAAAGAUAAUGUUACGACAUUGGCUCAAAGGGAUCCCAACAUUGAAAUACUGACUUCGAAGAAUUUCCCAUUCUUUCUGAGAGGAGACGUUGGGCCAGCCUGGUAUGAUGUACACACCACUGUUAGCGAUGAGAAGGUUUUGCUCUUACCAGAGGACGAGAGAAGCGGAAAUAUCGCAUGCCGCAUCCAGGCCUGUCCGCAAGUGUUGAGGAAGACGGUGUACGACCUGUUUCCGCACAGGAAUCUGAGCCAAUCCGAUCUGUCCGUCGUGACGAUCAACAUCAAGACGGACCUGAAACUGCUCAGGAAGAACAACGAAAUGGAAACGGAGAAGCUGGCGCAAAGAUUCGUCAUGACCGCGAAGAAUGUGUGCAGCAAGCUGCGGUCGUUGGGCUAUUGGGCUGACUUCAUAAAUCCGUUCUCAGGGAGGCCGUACUUCUCCGUCACCGUUGGCAACGAGCUCUACAGCACCGACGAGAAGUUCCGCUGCAUGGACUUUCAGAUCUUCGAAAUCGAAAAGUGCCUCAUCAUCUCCAACGAGGAGGACAAACCGAAAAAGUCUUUCAUCGGUAGUUUAUUUACCAACGCUCCAGCUCAUAAGGACCAUCUGUCUUCAGUCGUUGAACAAGUCUAAAUAAUACUUCGUCUUGUUUUAACUAAAUAUAUUCAUAAUUCUAUAACCACUAUAGAGGCGAAAUCAAAGUGCUUUGCUCGGAAACGUUAAAAUUUAGAUUGUCUCAUAUUUUAUUUGAAUACAACAGGGGGAAUGUUUUUUUUUUUUUGCAAUUGGAAUGUCGUGAAACGAAACUGUGAAU
Nicrophorus vespilloides is the source of this 1159-nucleotide messenger RNA. RefSeq names its product methylmalonic aciduria and homocystinuria type D homolog, mitochondrial-like. Gene Ontology annotation, cellular component: mitochondrion. The record is from RefSeq and is a predicted model, not a curated record. Gene Ontology annotation, biological process: cobalamin metabolic process. The coding region runs from base 211 to 978 and encodes 255 amino acids. The transcript is spliced from 5 exons. Lineage: Eukaryota; Metazoa; Arthropoda; Insecta; Coleoptera; Silphidae.